ACUUUGUCUUCUUCCUACAAAACCCUAGCACUUCCCCCCGCCUUCUUAACACUCCCCUUCUCUUUCGUUCUUCUUGCCAGUUUUACAUCGCCUCUUGCAGCAGCGCCAAAACAAUGGCACCGAAGAAGGCUGUUGGAAAAGUUUCAGCAAAGAAGAAGACGGAGAAAGUGGUGAACCCGCUAUUUGAGAAGCGUCCAAAGCAGUUUGGAAUUGGUGGGGCUUUGCCACCUAAGAGGGAUCUCACACGAUUUGUCAAAUGGCCCAAGGUUGUUCAAAUUCAAAGGAAGAAGAGGAUUCUGAAGCAGAGGCUCAAGGUUCCACCAGCUUUGAAUCAGUUCACCAAGACCCUUGACAAGAAUCUUGCAACAAACUUGUUCAAGAUGCUUUUGAAGUAUAGGCCAGAGGAUAAAACACAGAAAAAGGAGCGUCUUCUGAAAAGAGCUCAGGAAGAAGCUGAAGGCAAAUCACACGAUGCCAAAAAGCCUAUUGUUGUUAAAUAUGGUCUCAACCAUGUUACCUACCUCAUUGAGCAGAACAAGGCACAACUGGUUGUGAUUGCACACGAUGUGGAUCCAAUUGAGUUGGUUGUAUGGCUCCCAGCUCUGUGCAGGAAGAUGGAAAUUCCAUAUUGCAUUGUGAAGGGAAAAGCACGUUUGGGAGCGGUUGUCCACCAAAAGACUGCAUCAGUUUUGUGUUUAACAACAGUGAAAAAUGAAGAUAAGAUGGAGUUUAGCAGGAUCCUGGAAGCCAUUAAGGCUAAUUUCAACGACAAGUACGACGAAUACAGAAAGAAGUGGGGCGGUGGAAUCAUGGGAUCCAAGUCUCAGGCAAAAACUAAGGCAAAGGAGAAAUUACUGGCCAAAGAAGCUGCUCAAAGGAUGUCUUAGGUAAUCAGAGUUGUUCUUUUGUAACUCUGCUGAAUUUUAUUUUAUGAGAAAAACUGAGACACCAAUUCUUUUUGGUAUGUAGUUUAACUCCAUCAGUAGAAUUUUGAAGUUUUGUUUACUUUUAAGAGAACUUGAUGUAGUAUUUUCUCCAUGUAAACCUCUAUUUAUUUUAGUUUAUUUUUGAAUGUUUCUAAUGC
Cucumis sativus (cucumber) is the source of this 1084-nucleotide messenger RNA. RefSeq names its product 60S ribosomal protein L7a-1. Gene Ontology annotation, cellular component: ribonucleoprotein complex. Gene Ontology annotation, biological process: ribosome biogenesis. The record is from RefSeq and is a predicted model, not a curated record. The coding region runs from base 114 to 887 and encodes 257 amino acids. The transcript has 6 exons. Lineage: Eukaryota; Viridiplantae; Streptophyta; Magnoliopsida; Cucurbitales; Cucurbitaceae.